AUGGAACCAACCAGUCCCACCCAACAACAACAACAACAACAACCUAGUUCUUCUUAUUCUUCUGACAAUGAAAUUUCUUCCAUCCUUCGCUUUCAAAAUCCAAGCGACCAAGGAACAUUCACUGAACUUCUAUGUCUGAAUCAACAAGAUGAUACAUUCACUCAACUUCUGCAUCCACAAGAUGAUGCAUACACUCAACUUCUGCAUCAACAAGAUGAUACAUUCACUCAACUUCUGAACCAGCCUCUUUUGCAUCAAAAACCUCCUCAUCAUACUUUGAUAGGCAUACACUUGUACAAUUUUGCAGACCCUGAUACUCGUACCAAUGUCCAUAUCCCUACAAUUCCACCAGAGCCACGUGCUCCAUCGUUGCAACAACUCACUCUUAAAGUUCUUGAUAACCAUUCUAAUCCAUUUGCUUUUUUCUCCGCUGUUAGUAACAAACAGAAACAAAAGCUUAGCAAUUUGCUGCGUUAUUCAAGAGAAAUCGAUGGUCGCUUUCUUGAACUACUUCUUACUGGCUCUCCUACUCAUAUUCAGCUCAGAGAUUGUUCCCGGUUCACAAGACUAGAAUUUCUCAAAUAUUUUCGAACUUUGGUCACUUCUGAAUUAGAGGUUCUACAGCUUGACAAGUGUGGUUCCAUUAUAACUGAUGAAACAGUAUCAGAAACAUUAGCAAAACCACAAAACUCCUUGUCGAAACUAACGAGCCUAUCCAUCAUCGGUGCAUACCAGCUUAAUAAUAGAGGAUUGGAGUUACUUGUUUCUUCUGUAAAAGCACUUACAUAUGUAAAUCUAACCAAAUGUGUCAGUCUGACUGCCGCUGGUCUUGACAAUUUGGCUGAUUCAUUUGGAUCAACUCUGAGAGAGUUGUAUAUUGAUGGCUUCAAUUUCUUUAAUACGAAAGGGAUUUUGCAAGCCUUGAAGCGAUUCAAACAGUUACAAGUGCUGUCACUAGCUGGUAUUCGAGAUCUUUCUCACCAGUUUAUCAAGGAUUACAUCAUGGCAUGCGGUUGCAACAUUAAGGUUCUUGUUUUAAAGGACUGCGUAAAUUUGACGGAUCCGUCGAUGAGAUUCAUUGCUAAUUUUUCUCGUACGUUGAAUGUGCUUGAUAUUACGAAUUUGUGCAAAUUGACAGAUUCAUCUCUAGUAUAUUUUAAGAAUAGAUUUCGACAAUUGAGUACUUUGAAGCUCGGUCGCAGUCCAUUUAGUGAUGAGGCAAUUGCUGCUUUUUUGAAGAUUGCUGCUUUUUUGAAGAUUGCUGGCAAAACCUUGGAAGAACUUUCACUUACUAGCAUUGACAAGGUUGGCCGUUUGACAGCCUUGUCACUUGCAAGGAAUGCCAAAAAUCUGCAUACAUUGGAUGUAUCACACUGCCGAAAUCUCACUGACCUUGAUUUAGGUCUCAUUGUCUAUCACUGCUUGUCUCUGAGGACACUUGAUGGACAAUGA
Lathyrus oleraceus (garden pea) is the source of this 1452-nucleotide messenger RNA. RefSeq lists its product as uncharacterized. Lineage: Eukaryota; Viridiplantae; Streptophyta; Magnoliopsida; Fabales; Fabaceae. The coding region runs from base 1 to 1452 and encodes 483 amino acids. The record is from RefSeq and is a predicted model, not a curated record. Gene Ontology annotation, biological process: SCF-dependent proteasomal ubiquitin-dependent protein catabolic process. The transcript is spliced from 5 exons. Gene Ontology annotation, cellular component: SCF ubiquitin ligase complex.